GUGUUCAGUAGAGCGAAUGAACGAUUAGAAACUAUUGUCAAGCAGUUCAGAACAUUUUACAUAGUCUGACUCAGCUUAUAAUACUGCAUUGUAUAAAAAGUCGGAGUUUAUUUGACGUUUACUGGGUUAACGUUAUACGGUUAGCUUGUUAGCUAGUCAGUUAACUCAGUCAUAAUGGAUUUUUCGGGCGACUUGACAGCUCGGGUUCUACUGGAACGAAUCCUCGUCACCGAAUCACCCCGAACCCCGGUCACCUGCAGUUCGUCUGAAACACAGAGUACGAGUGCGGUCCGCCGGAGUGACAGACUAAAAAAGAAGGAUGGUGAUAAACCACAGGACAUCCUAAGACGCAGCCUGAAGCGUAAAAUGCAUGAGAGUGUAACCAGGAUAUCACUGCCUCCUCCUAAGAGGAGAACAUCCUCUGUUGGGCUUAGGAAGAUGGUGACACCUGGCCCAACUUCAUUUCUGUGCAAUGACGAUGACACUCCAAGGCACAUACUUGCGAAUAUCCUGCAGACAGAGCCGGUGAAAUCCCCUGUGAUUCAUGAAAAAGCUGUACCAAAGGAGCCACAGCUGCCUUCUGCUCAUUCUAGCAUUAACAGCGGGCAUCCCAGUACUGACUUUUCAGGUUUGGAUUUGACUGAUGUAACGAUUGCUAACUUAGCAUGCAGUGCAAAAGGCCUAAGCAGAAAAAGACCACGUCGCAGCUUAAAUGUCACAGCUUUUGAAAAGCAACUUAAACAUGAAGAUGAUGUCAAGAAGGAUGCUGAUGAGUCAACAGACAGCCAGUUAUCGCUGUGUUCUUUGUCAAAUUCAACUACAUUAAAUCUUAAAACGCCCAUUGUGGAUCUUCGGUUAGAGAAAAGGGGCCUUCAGCGAAAGAUUCCUCAACGCAGAAAAAUCACAGAGGAUGAAUUUGGUGCUGGUGUGCACAGAAGACAGAUGGAAGGGUUGAGCGGCACUCGUCCGGUGGACCAGUCUCUUAGUGAGACAGCUCACAUAGAGGGCUUCUCCCUUGGUUUCCCUGAACCUGAACUCAGCACUGAUAUCUUCAGCUGUAACACAGCCCUCUAUGCACAGUCUGAUGCAAUGACAUCCAACAUUAACCUUCUUGCAACACAAGACAAACCCACAGUGCUGGCAUCUCAGCUUCACGGAGAGAUGGGAGUAGGUGAGCAGAACCAACUGGCUGGAGUCAAAUUAACUUCUGGAUUUACUAUUAAAGAAGUUGCUGCUGUUGCUAACCCUACAGAAGAAUGUUCUUCUGUUAAGUCCCAGUCUGAAGAUGUUGAUUCGUCUGAAUCUCCAAACAAGGAAGAGAAAAGUAAAACUGAUUAUCAACCUGAAGCAACUGCUGCAGCCAUUUCUCAGUCACUGUUUAAGGAAGAUGAUAUUGCAGCAGAAUUUCACACUGAAGAAGAAAGUGUUGCUGAUUCUCAAGGUGUAGAGGAAGCUGGAGCUAAUUCUGAGGGAGGAGAGGAAGUGGCGGCCCAUUCCCAAAGCGGUGCGGACGUGGCAGUGACCCAUUCCCAAGGCGGGGAGGACGAGGAGGCGGCGGACCAUUCCCAAGGCGGGGAGGACGAGGAGGCGGCGGCCCAUUCCCAAGGCGGGGAGGACGAGGAGGCUGCGGCCCAUUCCCAAAGCGGGGAGGACGAGGAGGAGGCGGCGGCCGACUCCCAAGGCGGGGAGGACGAGGAGGAGGCGGCGGCCGACUCCCAAGGCGGGGAGGACGAGGAGGAGGCGGCGGCCGACUCCCAAGGCGGGGAGGAGGAGGAGGAGGAGGCGGCGGCCGACUCCCAAGGCGGGGAGGACGACGAGGAGGAGGAGGCGGCGGCCGACUCCCAAGGCGGGGAGGACGACGAGGAGGAGGAGGAGGCGGCGGCCGACUCCCAAGGCGGGGAGGACGACGAGGAGGAGGAGGAGGCGGCGGCCGACUCCCAAGGCGGGGAGGACGACGAGGAGGAGGCGGCGGCCGACUCCCAAGGCGGGGAGGACGAGGAGGAGGCGGCGGCCGACUCCCAAGGCGGGGAGGACGAGGAGGAGGAGGAGGAGGCGGCGGCCGACUCCCAAGGCGGGGAGGACGAGGAGGAGGAGGAGGAGGCGGCGGCCGACUCCCAAGGCGGGGAGGACGAGGAGGAGGAGGAGGAGGCGGCGGCCGACUCCCAAGGCGGGGAGGACGAGGAGGAGGAGGAGGAGGCGGCGGCCGACUCCCAAGGCGGGGAGGAGGAGGAGGAGGCGGCGGCCGACUCCCAAGGCGGGGAGGAGGAGGAGGCGGCGGCGGCCGACUCCCAAGGCGGGGAGGACGAGGAGGAGGAGGAGGAGGCGGCGGCGGCCGACUCCCAAGGCGGGGAGGACGAGGAGGAGGAGGCGGCGGCGGCCGACUCCCAAGGCGGGGAGGACGAGGAGGAGGAGGCGGCGGCGGCCGACUCCCAAGGCGGGGAGGACGAGGAGGAGGAGGCGGCGGCGGCCGACUCCCAAGGCGGGGAGGACGAGGAGGAGGAGGAGGAGGAGGCGGCGGCCGACUCCCAAGGCGGGGAGGAGGAGGAGGAGGAGGAGGAGGAGGCGGCGGCCGACUCCCAAGGCGGGGAGGAGGAGGCGGCGGCCGACUCCCAAGGUGAAGCUGUUGCUGCAGUCUUUCCAUCUGAGGAGAGAGAUGUAAUUGAUUCUCAGGGUGACGAUGAUGUUGGAAAUAAUAUUGCCACCAUGUCAACUUCUAAGAAAGUUGAAUCAGCAGAGCCUCCAUUUCUAGAUAACAAAGCUGAUUCUUUGUCUGAAGUCGAGAUGCAGUCUGACAGUAAGGAAUCUGGAGGAGAUCAUGAAAGUGGCCCAGAGGAUUUCGCAGCUAAAUCUCAGUUAAAUGAAGGGAAGAAUAUGGCUCAUUCUCACCCUGGAUGCGAGCAUGAUGAGAAGCAGGAAGAUGAAGACGCGGUUGAUCUUGAGGAUGAUGAAGAAAAUGCUCCGCACCACUUGGGGAUGACUUUUGAAAUCGAUAACGGUGAACCUGUCAGUGGCUCUGUGCCCGAUCAGGCUGCUGACCAGGAUGAAGAGUGGGAGGAUGAAGAAGAUAAUGAAAAGAGUGAAGAUUUCCCCAUUAAGACUCCAGCCUUUGUCAGAGAGAGAAGAAUUUUUUUUCACUGUGAUUCUCAGGCUUCCCCAGUUGGUGUUAAAAGCAUUCAGGCCAGGACCAGUGGUACAAGUGGAGGUUUACCUGGAGCUAAACCUAAGCAAGUGAAAGCCAGGAAGCGGAAGUCUAAGGUGCAAGGGUGUCUGCCCAAGAGCUACCUCAUGGGUGUGUUUCGGCACUUUGCCAAGACAAAGGUCUCUGCGGAUGUCUACGCCGUCCUAACAGACGUAAUGGAGAAAUUCUUUCAGCGAAUGGCAGAGGACUUGGAAGCGUAUGCUGCACAUGCAAAGAGAAAAACUAUAGAGGUUGAGGAUGUGGAACUGCUUUUGAAAAGGCAGGGUUAUGUAAACGACAAGGUUCCAGUGGAAGUACUUAUUGAAAAAUAUCUUCGGAUGGAGCAACGCAAACUUCUGAUACCUAUUGCAACAAGUGGAAACAUUGUUGUUCCUAAACAGAGGAGAUGAACUGCAGCCUUUGACGAACUCUGUUAUUGAUUUGGACAUGGGGUGCGGGGUGUCUCCAUUUUCCAUGCUGUGCAAAGUAAAUUGGAAUAUAAUGGCUCUGUAAUGUGUGUGUAAAUAUUUGAUAUGUUGUUUACCACUUAAC
Molecule: messenger RNA, 3730 nt
Organism: Thalassophryne amazonica
Lineage: Eukaryota; Metazoa; Chordata; Actinopteri; Batrachoidiformes; Batrachoididae
Gene: cenpt
Product: centromere protein T
Exons: 14
Coding region: 175-3588 (1137 amino acids)
Biological process (GO): kinetochore assembly; chromosome segregation; mitotic cell cycle
Cellular component (GO): kinetochore
Molecular function (GO): protein heterodimerization activity; DNA binding
Source: RefSeq, a predicted model, not a curated record